AUGUCCCGGCUGGCGAAGGCUCACAAUGCCGUCAACCUCGGGCAGGGUUUUCCCGAUGUGGACGGACCUGACGACAUUCGUGAAGUAGCCGCGAGGACCUUGAUGGACGGCCCGAACCAGUAUCCGCCGAUGCUGGGCCUACCCGACCUGCGCGAGGCGGUUGCCGAGAGCAACAGGCGAUUCUACGGACUUGAGAUCGACGCACAGAGCGAGGUUCUGGUGACGUCCGGAGCUACCGAGGCGCUUGCGGACUGCAUCAUGGCGCUCGUGUCACCGGGAGAUGAAGUGGUUCUGGUCGAGCCGCUCUAUGACUGUUAUCUGCCUCUGGUGAGGCGGGCAGGUGGAAUUCCCGUGCGUGUUCGGGUCAGCCCGCCGGAAUGGCAGCUCGAUACGCAAAAGCUUCGUGCCGCCUUCUCUGAAAGAACCAAGGCAAUCCUGAUCAACAAUCCCAUGAACCCGACGGCAAAGGUAUUUUCCGCUGCGGAAUUGCAGUGCAUUGCCGACUUGUGCCGCGAAUUUGACGCUUAUGCGAUCUGUGACGAAGUUUACGAACACCUUGUUUUCGACGGGGCGGCACACCGGCCCCUGAUGGCAUUGGACGGAAUGCGGGAGAGGACGGUCCGUAUCGGUUCAGCAGGCAAAACCUUUUCGCUGACGGGCUGGAAGGUCGGCUAUGUCACGGGUCCUGCCCGGUUGAUCGAUCCGGUUGCCAAGGCGCACCAGUGGGUCACAUUCACCACACCGCCAAACCUGCAACAGGCAGUUGCUUAUGGUUUGAGGAAAGACGACAGCUACUAUCAGGACCUGGCCCGGUACCUGGAGGCGAAGCGCGACCGGAUGGCGAGGGGGCUCCAGGCACUUGGAUUUUCUGUUCUUCCUUGCUCCGCGACUUACUUUCUGACCUGCGGUUUCGAAGAACUUGGUCUGGGUGAUAAUGAUGUCGAUGUCUGCGAGGUCCUCGUGAAGCAGGCCGGCGUUGCAGCUGUCCCGGUCUCCGCCUUUUAUGGUGCGGAUGCGCCAACCGGUUACAUCCGGUUCUGCUUCUGCAAAAAAGACUGGGUGAUCGACGAAGCCCUGGCGCGGCUCUCUGCUUUUUUAACUGCGGCAGGCGGCGAAUCCGCAUAG
Effrenium voratum is the source of this 1125-nucleotide messenger RNA. NCBI's taxonomy places the organism in Eukaryota, Dinophyceae, Suessiales, Symbiodiniaceae. The record is from the annotation of a GenBank genome assembly.